AUGAAGUUCGGUUUCUUUUCAGGCGAUUUCAGCGAUCAAGGUUUGGCUGAUGAUGGCAGCUGGAAAUUCUCUCCAUUUGCCAUCCUUUACAGCUGUGGCAACAUUAUCUCUCUCUUCAGUUUAACAUUUAUUAUCGGUAUCACAAAACAAUUCAAAACGAUGUUUGCACCCGUGCGGUUCUGGGCUACAGUCGUCUACAUUAUUCUAUUGAUUCUGACAUUGGCAUUGUCCAUCUGGCUACAUAAUUUUCCUCUAUCGUUGGUUUUGGUCAUUGUACAAUUUGGUGCAUUGAUAUGGUAUUCGGCAAGCUACAUACCCUACGGACGUGAAUUGAUCCGACGUUUCUUCGGCAGUUGUAUUACUUCUAUCUAA
This is a messenger RNA of Mycotypha africana, 372 nucleotides long. RefSeq names its product Got1/Sft2-like family-domain-containing protein. Bases 1 to 372 code for a protein of 123 amino acids. NCBI's taxonomy places the organism in Eukaryota, Fungi, Mucoromycota, Mucoromycetes, Mucorales, Mycotyphaceae. The transcript is spliced from 2 exons. The record is from RefSeq and is a predicted model, not a curated record. Gene Ontology annotation, biological process: vesicle-mediated transport. Gene Ontology annotation, cellular component: membrane.